This is a messenger RNA of Phyllostomus discolor (pale spear-nosed bat), 2362 nucleotides long. It is a transcript of the gene SGSH, whose product is annotated as N-sulfoglucosamine sulfohydrolase. The transcript is spliced from 8 exons. The record is from RefSeq and is a predicted model, not a curated record. The coding region runs from base 40 to 1557 and encodes 505 amino acids. Gene Ontology annotation, molecular function: N-sulfoglucosamine sulfohydrolase activity. Gene Ontology annotation, biological process: heparan sulfate proteoglycan catabolic process; glycosaminoglycan catabolic process. NCBI's taxonomy places the organism in Eukaryota, Metazoa, Chordata, Mammalia, Chiroptera, Phyllostomidae.
UCACGUGACCGCGGGCGGGCGGGGCCGGGAGCCGCCGCCAUGCACUGCCCGGGGCAGGUCUGCUGGGCGCUACUGCUAGCCCUGGGGCUCUGCGGCGCACAGCGGGCGCGCCCCCGGAACGUGCUGUUGAUCCUCGCGGACGACGCGGGCUUUGAGAGCGGCGUCUACAACAACAGCGCCAUCGCCACCCCGCACCUGGACGCCUUGGCCCGCCGCAGCCUGGUCUUCCGCAACGCCUUCACGUCCGUCAGCAGCUGCUCUCCCAGCCGCGCCAGCCUCCUCACGGGCCUGCCCCAGCACCAGAAUGGCAUGUACGGCCUGCACCAGGACGUCCACCACUUCAGUGCCUUCGACGGGGUGCGGAGCCUGCCGCUGCUGCUCCGCGGGGCUGCCGUCCGCACAGGCAUCAUCGGGAAGAAGCACGUGGGGCCAGAGGCCGUGUUCCCGUUCGACUUCGCACACACGGAAGAGAACGACUCGGUGCUCCAGGUGGGGCGCAACAUCACGAGGAUCAAGCUGCUGGUCCGGGAGUUCCUGCAGACUGGGGAUCACAGGCCCUUCUUCCUGUACGUGGCCUUCCACGACCCCCACCGUUGUGGGCACUCCCAGCCCCAGUACGGGGCCUUCUGCGAGAAGUUCGGCAACGGGGAGCGUGGCAUGGGGCGGAUCCCGGACUGGACCCCACAGGUGUACGCCCCCGAGGAUGUGCAGGUGCCUUACUUCGUCCCGGACACCCCGGCAGCUCGGGCUGACCUGGCCGCGCAGUAUACCACCAUCGGCCGGAUGGACCAAGGGAUCGGACUGGUGCUCCGGGAGCUGCGGGGCGCCGGCGUCCUGAAUCAAACGCUGGUGAUCUUCACGUCCGACAACGGGAUCCCCUUCCCCAGCGGCAGGACCAACCUGUACUGGCCGGGCUCUGCGGAGCCCCUGCUGGUGUCGUCCCCGGAGCACCCCAAGCGCUGGGGCCAGGUCAGCGAGGCCUACGUGAGCCUCCUAGACCUCACGCCCACCGUCCUGGACUGGUUCUCCAUCCCCUACCCCCGCUACGCCCUCUUUGGCUCGAAGACUGUGCAGCUCACCGGCCGGUCCCUCCUGCCGGCGCUGGAGGCGGAGCCACCCUGGACCACGGUCUUCGGCAGCCAGAGCCUCCACGAGGUCACCAUGGCCUACCCCAUGCGCUCCGUGCAGCGCGGGGCCCUCCGCCUGGUGCACAACCUGCAUUUCCAGAUGCCCUUCCCCGUCGACCAGGACCUGUACGUCUCGCCCACCUUCCAGGACCUGCUCAACCGCACCGCGGCCGGCCGGCCCACCGGCUGGUACAAGGACCUCCGCCACUACUACUACCGGGAGCGCUGGGAGCUCUAUGACCGCGGCCGGGACCCGCGGGAGACCCAGAACCUGGCCGCCGACCCGCGCUACGCCCAGGUGCUGGAGCUGCUGCGCGGCCAGCUGGCCAAGUGGCAGUGGGAGACACACGACCCCUGGGUGUGCGCCCCGGGCGGGGUGCUGGAGGAGAAGCUCGUGCCCCAGUGCCGGCCGCUGCACAACGGGCUGUGAGGCCCGGCGCGGGCGCCCCCCACCCCCAGACCCGUCCUCGCGCCCCCGCCGGGACCACCGCCUGCCCCACACCGUCGGAGGGGCGCCGGCCUCAUUCCCGCCCCUGGCUGCGGGGGUGUGGAUUGCGUGCGCCCCGGCCCCCCACCUGAGGUGAGGGGCAUCGCUGUCGCUGUCCUUGUGUCUGGGCCGUGUGGCCACACGGGAAUUCCGGGAGGACCUGGGCCGGGGUUCCCCAGCCCACACAGGUGAGGGCGGUCUGGGCAAAGGGGCUUGUUUUCCGGGUGGGGACCCAGGACUUGAGACCCUCCCUGUCCUCUGGAAGCCACAGAUCUCCCCGUGCCCCUCCUGGGACAGGAGACAGGUCCCUGUGUGCCCCGUGGGUGCCAGGCGGGUCCCCUCUGCACGGGGACGCAGCCCCUGGACUUCAUCCACCAACCUCCGGUCUGGAGGCCUGGAGACGGAACUCGGUCAGGCUCCCGCCUCCGGGCCGCGUCCCACUAGGCCGCCCACUGCCGAUGGGCUCCCGAGUGAUGGCUUUGGUCCUUCCGUUCUGCGGUCUCCGUCCUUCUAAGUGUCCGAGGGCACGCCCAUCUUCGGGCUGGCUCCUCCCGUGUGGGGCACGCCGGGUCUGGCCCAGGCACAGCUCCUGGGGGUCUCCCGACCCGCUCUGCCACCGCCUACCCCCCGAGGGGCAGCAGCUCUGCCUGGGAAACCCCUUUCUCCCCCGUGGGGGCUCUUGUGGCCCUUCCCACCCCAUCGGCUGCCCCCUGGGGGCACAGGGAGAGAACCACGGGCCACAACACUG